AUGUCACAAGCACUCGUAGGAGGGGAUUCAUCUUGGCGUUGUAUAAAUAGGCCGCGUUUCCCACCUGCUGCACCUCCAAAAAUGUCUUCUGAAAAGAUUCUAGAUUCACCAGACGAAUCUCUGCUCCAGGAAUUCAACAUCCUCAGCAACUACUCUGAGGAGCAAGUGAUGGCCAUGGGGCGCAACUAUGCCCUGAAGUACGGCCUCGACCCGGAGCUAUUUAGUCGUGCUGCGGCUGUGGCUCGGGCCCCAAACAGAUUCAACUCGAUGGAGUUCCUCAGCGAAGGCGAAAAAGAAGCCCUCUACGAGGAAUCCCACCAUCCUUGGAAGCUAUCUCGCCAGUUGUACUGGCUGAUCAUUAUGGCUUCGCUCGGUGCUGCCGUCCAAGGUAUGGAUGAGACCGUUAUUAACGGUGCGCAGCUAUACUACCCUAAAGAAUUCGGCAUCGACAAAGGAACCGAUCGGGACACCUGGCUCGUGGGUCUCGUGAACUGUGCUCCCUACUUGUGCUGCUCCACCAUUUCGUGCUGGAUGACUGACUGGUUAAAUGAGAAGUUUUCCAGAAGAGGAACCAUCUUUAUCACGUGCGCGAUCUCGGCUCUAACGUGCAUCUGGUCGGGGCUUGUCAACAACUGGUGGCAUCUGUUCAUUGCCCGGUUUUUCCUGGGUUUCGGAAUCGGUCCAAAAUCCACUACCGUGCCAGUUUAUUCGUCUGAGUGUGCUCCAGCCAAGAUCCGCGGUUCGUUGGUCAUGAUGUGGCAGAUGUGGACCGCUUUCGGAAUUAUGUUUGGCUACGUGAUGUCUCUCGCAUUCUACAAAGUUCCUCCGCACGGUAUCCACAAAGGACUCGGAUGGCGACUCAUGCUUGGUUCUGCCUCGCUCCCAGCAUUCCUAGUCAUGAUCCAGGUGUGGUUCUGCCCUGAGUCGCCAAGAUGGCUUAUGGGUAAAGAGAGACACAAGGAUGCAUACGACUCAUACAAGAGAAUCAGACGGCACGAGAUUCUUGCUGCAAGAGAUUGUUUCUACACCCACGUUCUACUUCUAGAGGAGGCUUCGUACGAGAUGCCAUUCUUCACCAAAGUGAAAGAGAUGUUUACCGUCAGAAGAAACAGAAACGGAGCCAUGGGCGCCUGGGUCGUCAUGUUCAUGCAACAGUUCUGUGGUGUUAACGUCAUUGCAUACUACUCAUCCUCGAUUUUCAAGGAAUCUGGAUUCAGCAACCGUGACGCUCUAAUUGCCUCUUGGGGAUUCGGUAUGUUGAACUGGGUGUUCGCUGUUCCGGCCUUCAGAAACAUCGACAAGUACGGAAGAAGAACGCUGCUCUUGUUUGCUUUCCCGUUGAUGGCCGUGUUCCUGCUGCUAGCAGGAUUCGCAUUCUGGAUUCCACACGACAAAAGAGAUGCCAGAGUCGGAGUUAUCUGUCUUGGAAUCUACCUGUUCACGGUUGUUUACUCUUCGUCAGAGGGCCCUGUUCCAUUCACUUACUCGGCAGAAUGUGCUGCUCUUUACGUUCGUGAUGUGACGAUGUCUUUUGCCACUGCGACAUGCUGGUUUUUCAACUUCAUCUUGUCGCUCACCUGGCCUUCCCUGUUGAAGGCAUUCAAGCCUCAGGGUGCCUUUGGCUGGUAUGCCGCCUGGAAUAUUAUUGGAUUUUUCCUGGUGCUGUGGCUGCUGCCAGAAACCAAAAACCUUACUCUGGAAGAACUGGAUGAGGUGUUUGACGUCCCUGCUGCCGAGCAUGCCAGGUACCAGACUAGAAGCCUGUGGAACGGUUUCCAAAGAAAGAUUCUGCGUCGUGACAUUCCUAAGAUGGAGCCGCUGUACCACUCGCACCGUGUGGCCAUUAAGAACAACGAGUGGAUUGAGAUGAAGCACGGCGAGGCCGAGCACGUCGAGGCAGAGUAA
Messenger RNA from Ogataea haglerorum, 1905 nucleotides. RefSeq lists its product as uncharacterized. Gene Ontology annotation, biological process: transmembrane transport. The record is from RefSeq and is a predicted model, not a curated record. NCBI's taxonomy places the organism in Eukaryota, Fungi, Ascomycota, Pichiomycetes, Pichiales, Pichiaceae. Gene Ontology annotation, molecular function: myo-inositol:proton symporter activity. Gene Ontology annotation, cellular component: membrane. The coding region runs from base 1 to 1905 and encodes 634 amino acids. The transcript has a single exon.